This is a messenger RNA of Paramuricea clavata, 3063 nucleotides long. The record is from the annotation of a GenBank genome assembly. NCBI's taxonomy places the organism in Eukaryota, Metazoa, Cnidaria, Anthozoa, Malacalcyonacea, Plexauridae.
AUGUUUAUUUUUGUUUGUUGUUUAGAUAUGUUGGAACUUGCAGAGCGGAUGUUAUUUUUGAAUGGAUGGCCAGUGAAGUCCGUGAUUGCUCUUUCUUCCCUGCAAUUCCGAAUUGCUGGUAAAUUAAUGGUAAUUUCAAUUCUACAAGGAGGCCCUGCACCAAACUUCUUAGAUUCAGAAGUGUAUGCAUAUAUCAGUAGAACAACUUUGGACCCAGAUAAAAAUACUAACAUCGUGAGCAAGAAUAUUGCAAAAAAUGUAAGUUUUUCAUUUGUUGAUUACUGUACAGUUAGGAAUUACAGAAAUAGAAAGCAAACUAAAGCAUGUAUUAUUGUCCAUAAAAAUGUAGGGAUCUGUUUUAUCUUUUAUCAAAAUGAUGAUAUGUCAGCUGAUAAAGAUGUACAGUGUACAGUAAUCUUCUCUAGUACUUAAACUAUUGACAUAAUUAACCCAUUAGCUGGCAAUACACCCAAUGUGCCCCACUUUAUGGUCUACAAGUUCGAAAUCAGUGGUAGAGUACUGCCAGUAAACAUAUACUGUAAGUAUAUAUAAGAUACUGCUGCCGGUAAUAUACUCAAAACAUUCUGUUCCGGUUUGCUCCAGGGUCAGUGGGUCACUAGUAAUUUGUGCAAAUUGUACAAGUUAAUGUUUGUAUUUUUAAGUAAUACUAUCAUUACUGGAGACUUAUAUUUCUUUUUUAAAAAAAGUAUUUUUAUUGUUAUUAAGCUUGCAAAUGCCAAAACUGAUGAAGAGGUCCAGUCUAUUUUAACACAAGAUGAUACUCUUGAUGUGCUCGACAGCAUAGGCUACAGAAGAAUUCCGCAGAGAGAGACGACAACAUCGGUGAUUAAUGUUAUCAGGUUAUUCUUGAUUAUUAUUUUUUCUAUUCUGCUCUUCUUUUUCAUUGUUUGUAUUCUAUGUAAAAUCAAUGUCAAUACUUGCCUGUGUGGCAAAUACUUUCAGAAAACUACAUCUGCAGGGUGUGACGUCAUUACACAAUAUUGAGAAUGAUCUGUAGGCCAAUCAAAAGCAAUAUUGUAUAUUAUGUAAUGUGUAAUAAUAAACAUACAGUAGGUCGAUUUUGCACCCCCCCCCACCCCACACACCCACACACACACACCCCAGAAAAUCCGCCCAUGACAAUAAACAAUUAUUGAAUGUGGUUGAACAUGAUAUGAAGAAUUAGCCUUUUCCCAAUAGAGCAGAGUGCUGGGUCUAGUUGUACACCGCAAAGCAUCUCUAAGGGAUUGUUUGGAGGGACAAACGACCAGACUUGUACUCCAUAAUCACAAAAUAAUCCAUAGGUGAUACCCAAAUAAUCCAUAGGUGCUUUGCGGUUCACAACUAGACCCAGUACUCUGCUCUAUUGGGAAAAUGCUAAUUAUCAAGCCGAUGUUUCGUGUUAAUAAUAAUUAAGAUACAAUUAUUGGACAAGAUUGGCCAAUUAAAAGUAGACCUGGAUUUGUCAGACCAAUUAUUUACAUAUGACGUUGUUAAAGACAAAUUGUAAUAUUUUGGGAUAACCAUGUUUACUAAUAAUAUUUGUUUUAUUAUAAUUCACUAUUCAAUCAUAUUGCAGAAGUUCAAACUGACAUGGAUUUUAUGCAAUUUUUGUGGCAUAAUUCUGAAUAUCCUCCUUGAGCAGCCAAUCAUUAGCACUACCGGUAUGUAACAAUUUUAUCUUCUGCAUUUCAAUUGUAGAUCAAACAAGAUCAGUUUUCAGCAUUUUUGCCGCAGUUGAUGCAACUGGAAGAAGGGUUGUCUGUUUGUAAUGUGUUGCAGUCAAUCCAGGAAUUUCCAAGUGUUUGGAAAGUGUUAUUCCAACCAAGCCUGGAAUUUCAGAUGAAUAGUGAGAAGUUCCUAGAUGAAGCUGUUGUGGAAUACAUCACUUCACAGGUGCUACGGGAGAAAGAGAUUACAACGUACAAGUUCUUUUCCGAUAUGGUACUACUUUUAGAUGAUGGUGAGUGUUGUCUCAGUAUAAUUCUAUUUUACCUCUUCACAAUGUAAUCAUAAAGUCUCAUAUCAUAAUCAAAUCAUAAAUAUCACAAAUCAAAUCAUAGAUCUACAUUCUCAUCUAAUAAUUUUUAAUUAUUCAGACUAAGGUGAAGUUUAUUUGCCAAAGCGAAGUUGUGGUGGAUAACAUUGACCGAAUUAUUCUUGAAUUUGAUUUCAUUUGAGAUUUGCCUCAUCACACUCAUGAUUCAUCCGGAUAAGUUCUCAUAAAAUCAUUGCGAUAAAAUUAUACCCCUACCUUACCCUUACCCUACCCUACAUUACCAUACUUCACCCCACACUACCCCACCAACAUCUCACCAUAUUUUCAAGAUUUUCAGGGUAUCUAGUGGUUUAUUGUAUUCAAUAUAUAGUUUUAUUGUAUUCAAUAUGUUUUAUUGUGUUUGGUCGGUUUGCAGCACGAUCUCGAUUUCGGCUUUGCAUCAGUUUGGCAAAUCAUACACGCACACAACACACCCCUGAGUAUUAAAACAAUUCAAACAUGUCACACAAUGGCUCCAAAAUGGGCAGUGAGCACCCACAGCGUAUCAGGAUCCAGAUACCGCACCCACUUUUUCGGUCCAAUUUACUACCAAAUUACAAACAACAAAUGUAUUAAUGUAAUAGAAAAGCAUUUUGAUGAAUUUGAGAAAAAGCUGAAUAGAGUAAAUACACCUUUUUAAGAGUGGUUCUAAACAAGUUGAUUUAAUUUAGGCACUGACGUCAUUGAACAUUGUUACAUAGUCGGCUCGAUGCCACCAUGAUACCAUCUCUCAAUCUGAUUAGAGCUGAUUAAACUUUGAUUUCAUUUUUCAAGGAAUUGAUGGUAUUUAUUUGAAAGAUUUCAUCAAAUGGAUGACAGGAUCUAAAACUAUACCUCCUCUUGGAUUUCCCAAAAAGUUUUCAGUGAAAUUUGUCCAUGGUUGUGCUGAAGCAUGCCGCUGUCGACCCACUGUUUCAACAUGUGAUAUAUCCUUAAAAAUGCCAGUUCACCUGACAACAGAAGAAGACAUGCGUGAAAUAUUCAUAUCAGCAAUCAAAGAUUGUGCUGGCUUUAGAAACAUUUAG